AUGGAUAGGCGUGUCAUCCUCCUGGCCGAGCCAGCGCCGUUGCUCGACCUGAGGUUCGACCGCAGGCAACACGAUGCUGGCGAAGGCGGUAGCGGCGCCAGGACGCGAAAAGCCUCGCUCGACCUGCGACACCUGCGCAGCGUGAUCGAAGAACUCUCACGCUUCUGCCAUCAGCAGCAAGUCCAGGGGCAUGGCCAGGGCGCCAACAGCAGCACCGGUAGUGAAGAGGGUUGCGGUGGUGAAGGGGGUCGGGGAAUUCCGAAGGCAGGAUUGCUGACGCAGCCUCUCAAAGCAGCAGAAGACACGCCUUCGAUGGGGCCAACAACAGCAAGAGAGCCAGAGCGAGAUGAUGCGGCUGCGAGCGGUAGCCGUAGCGGGAGGAGAGUCCUGCUGGCGGCAGUGUUUCCUUGCCCCGACGUGCCGCUGGAGGCUACCGGAGAAGCAUCAACCGCCGCCGCCGAAGAACCAAUAGCCGCCUCCCGCGACGAUCGAAGCGAGCAGCAGCGACAAGAACAGGAACCACAGCGACAACGCCGUUCGCGCGAAUCAUCCCGCCUCCUCCACCUCGCCCUUGCGUUCGCCGAGGCCCUCGAAGGCUGCGGAGUCUGGCUCGAGCCCGCCGACUUCGAGACACGCGUCCUCGCCCCUACCCGGGCCCUGAUCGACCGCCAGCUCGAAGAUUUCGGCGGUGGACAACCUCCGGCCGACGUCGUCGACUCUACCAGCGUUAUCCGUAGUAGCCGUGGGAGUGCUACUCGUGCCGUCGAACGCCCGAUGCCGCUGUUAUCGCCGUCGCCCCUCGGUGCCAGUACUACAGGUCCGUCAGCAGGAGCGGCAGUCGAGUACGCAGACAAAGAGGCGUUCGCCCGGAGUGCGGCCGAUGAGAUAGCCUCGCUCACUCGCCAGGCGACGGUGGAGACGGUCACGCCGGCGGCUCUGCUGCCCCGCCGUUGGGGCGGCGAAUCGGGAGGGACGGCGACCGGCGGCGGUCAUGACGGCCGCCGCCUGUGCAUGCUCGACGUGUUGUGGGCGGCUUCAUCCUUUCCAGCUGAAGGUGAGGGGCACGCCUAGCUGUCUUUACCCGCGGCACUUCCUCCUAUGUAUGUAGUGAUGUUCGACGCGGUCGAAGCGCCGUUUGCUGCCUCAAGAUCAGUCGGCACGGCAUAGCAAGAGAUACCGUAGCGUUGGCGCUCAACGGACGACGUUCGGGUUGACGGGUCACGGGAUCUUGUGGCAGUAGUCUGAGCAGGUUUUUUGUAUACAGGAAACAUGUUGGAUAAAGCAUACAAUCGGGGAAGUUGUGUUAGGGUUAGGUCUAGGGAAAAGGGUCUGGUACCCCCUCCCUGAUUUCAUAAUGAUACUGGUAGGGGUGUCAAAGCGGCGGAAUUUGGGGCCAAAUAAACGUCGGGUCCAUUCGUCAAAAUUUGAGGGGGGCACGCGGAUUUGUUUCUUUUUUGGUUAUUGAGAAUCCCGCUGUUAAUACUGAAUAAGCUAUACAUCAAAUCAAUUUGUUGUGCAGGCAGCUCUGCGUCCAGACAGCAGCAUGGCUCUUCAUGCGUUACACACACCUGGACACAAGUCCAAUAGAGGUGACUGUAAGGUAGGUUUUCCCUUAAAGUUAAAGGGCGGACGAACAACACCAAAAAACAUGUUUUUAUUGGGCUCUUUGCUCCACGCCCAUGGCGACCUUUGCUCUUCUCGUGAAAGCGACCUUACAGUCCUCUACCUUGGGUUUACAGCUGUACCACACAACAAACCGCAUCCGAAUCGCAUCAGCCAACCACGAGAUCUACAUGUCUGAAAACGGCCCCUUCAGUGGGGCUGCAGCGCCCACACCAGCAGACCCUCCCAAAAAAAAAAUCG
This is a messenger RNA of Ectocarpus sp. CCAP 1310/34, 1863 nucleotides long. The record is from the annotation of a GenBank genome assembly. NCBI's taxonomy places the organism in Eukaryota, Phaeophyceae, Ectocarpales, Ectocarpaceae.